Molecule: messenger RNA, 1863 nt
Organism: Closterium sp. Yama58-4
Lineage: Eukaryota; Viridiplantae; Streptophyta; Zygnematophyceae; Desmidiales; Closteriaceae
Source: the annotation of a GenBank genome assembly
AUGGCACGCUACGUUGGCAACGCCACCAUCUAUGCUCACCUCGUGAGUGCUGCUCACCUCGUGAGUGCUGCUCACCUCGCGAGUGCUGCUCACCUCGCGAGUGCUGCUCACCUCGCGAGUGCUGCUCACCUCGCGAGUGCUGCUCACCUCGCGAGUGCUGCUCACCUCGCGAGUGCUGCUCACCUCGCGAGUGCUGCUCACCUCGCGAGUGCUGCUCACCUCGCGAGUGCUGCUCACCUCGUGAGUGCUGCUCACCUCGUGAGUGCUGCUCACCUCGCGAGUGCUGCUCACCUCGCGAGUGCUGCUCACCUCGCGAGUGCUGCUCACCUCGCGAGUGCUGCUCACCUCGCGAGUGCUGCUCACCUCGCGAGUGCUGCUCACCUCGCGAGUGCUGCUCACCUCGCGAGUGCUGCUCACCUCGCGAGUGCUGCUCACCUCGCGAGUGCUGCUCACCUCGCGAGUGCUGCUCACCUCGUGAGUGCUGCUCACCUCGUGAGUGCUGCUCACCUCGUGAGUGCUGCUCACCUCGUGAGUGCUGCUCACCUCGUGAGUGCUGCUCACCUCGUGAGUGCUGCUCACCUCGUGAGUGCUGCUCACCUCGUGAGUGCUGCUCACCUCGUGAGUGCUGCUCACCUCGUGAGUGCUGCUCACCUCGUGAGUGCUGCUCACCUCGUGAGUGCUGCUCACCUCGCGAGUGCUGCUCACCUCGCGAGUGCUGCUCACCUCGCGAGUGCUGCUCACCUCGCGAGUGCUGCUCACCUCGCGAGUGCUGCUCACCUCGAGAGUGCUGCUCACCUCGCGAGUGCUGCUCACCUCGCGAGUGCUGCUCACCUCGCGAGUGCUGCUCACCUCGCGAGUGCUGCUCACCUCGCGAGUGCUGCUCACCUCGCGAGUGCUGCUCACCUCGCGAGUGCUGCUCACCUCGCGAGUGCUGCUCACCUCGCGAGUGCUGCUCACCUCGUGAGUGCUGCUCACCUCGUGAGUGCUGCUCACCUCGUGAGUGCUGCUCACCUCGUGAGUGCUGCUCACCUCGUGAGUGCUGCUCACCUCGUGAGUGCUGCUCACCUCGUGAGUGCUGCUCACCUCGUGAGUGCUGCUCACCUCGUGAGUGCUGCUCACCUCGUGAGUGCUGCUCACCUCGUGAGUGCUGCUCACCUCGUGAGUGCUGCUCACCUCGUGAGUGCUGCUCACCUCGUGAGUGCUGCUCACCUCGUGAGUGCUGCUCACCUCGUGAGUGCUGCUCACCUCGUGAGUGCUGCUCACCUCGUGAGUGCUGCUCACCUCGUGAGUGCUGCUCACCUCGUGAGUGCUGCUCACCUCGUGAGUGCUGCUCACCUCGUGAGUGCUGCUCACCUCGUGAGUGCUGCUCACCUCGUGAGUGCUGCUCACCUCGUGAGUGCUGCUCACCUCGUGAGUGCUGCUCACCUCGUGAGUGCUGCUCACCUCGUGAGUGCUGCUCACCUCGUGAGUGCUGCUCACCUCGUGAGUGCUGCUCACCUCGUGAGUGCUGCUCACCUCGUGAGUGCUGCUCACCUCGUGAGUGCUGCUCACCUCGUGAGUGCUGCUCACCUCGUGAGUGCUGCUCACCUCGUGAGUGCUGCUCACCUCGUGAGUGCUGCUCACCUCGUGAGUGCUGCUCACCUCGUGAGUGCUGCUCACCUCGUGAGUGCUGCUCACCUCGUGAGUGCCGCUCCCUCCUUGAACUGCGGCAGUGCCAGCAGCUCCCUGGGAGGAGUCACGUCCUGCAGAACCCCCUGUAUAGAGGCACCACGCGUGGGGGAUAAGGGGGUGAUGGCAGGGAUACACAAAACGGAAAGGAACAUGUCAGUGAGGAGGAGCCCUCCUGCGAGCCGGGGCAUGUGA